Molecule: messenger RNA, 1612 nt
Organism: Abrus precatorius (Indian licorice)
Lineage: Eukaryota; Viridiplantae; Streptophyta; Magnoliopsida; Fabales; Fabaceae
Exons: 14
Coding region: 422-1612 (396 amino acids)
Source: RefSeq, a predicted model, not a curated record
ACUUGCGGAGGUUAUUUGGGGGGAAAGCACAUGCGUUUCUUAGUUUAGUUAUAGUUCACAUUUGUUUCAACGUUCAACGGUAGCUCCUUACUUUAUUUUGUGCUAUUUCUUCGAUUGCACUUAUAACGUGUGCUUUCUAAAGUUGUUCAGGCUUCCAUAGUUGUCAUAUGUUACCUUUCCACUUGGGUUCUGGAUGUAGAAAACUUUCAUAGUUGGGGUGUUAUAUUCCAAAGUAUGAUUUUUUUUUCUCUCAUACCAUGAGUUUGUGUGUGUUUUUCCUUUUGUUCUUUUGAAUCGUUAUCUGGGGGGCAUAUAUUAUAGCAUUUAGUUCUCUUCUUUUCACUUUAAACAGGGCUUUUCUUCAUUUAAUAAGCAUUUUGGUUUCUUAUAUGGAAGAAACGAUCAGAAAAGGUAGGAUUUAAUGGGGACCGUUACUCGCAGUUUUAAUAUUAGAAGGAAACCGAAUGAAAGUAUGAGGCUUAUUAUAUUUUUCUUUGCUGGAGGAUUUUUCGGCUUGAUUGUAGGAUUAUCACUCUCUUCACGGUCAAUAACAAAGUUGAAUCUUCCGUACGGCCUGCUUCAUCUCUCUUGUAUACAGGACAGAUAUACAUAUAGCAACGAGAAUAACAGUGACACCUCAUCCCAAGAUCAGUUACUUAACAACUCGUCGAAGAUUUGGGUCCCAACAAAUCCAAGAGGUGCAGAAAGAUUAGCCCCUGGGAUUGUUACAGCAGAAUCAGACUUAUAUUUGCGCAGAUUGUGGGGUAUUCCCAGUGAGGAUUUGACCUUUAAGCCAAAGUACCUUGUGACCUUUACUGUUGGAUAUGAGCAGAAAAAGAAUAUUGAUGCAGCCGUGAAAAAGUUUUCAGAGAACUUCACAAUCCUUCUAUUUCAUUAUGAUGGCCGAGCAACCGAAUGGGAUGAAUUUGAGUGGUCAAAACAGGCUAUUCAUGUCAGUGUUCACAAACAAACCAAAUGGUGGUACGCCAAGAGGUUUCUACAUCCAGACAUUGUGGCACCAUAUGACUAUAUUUUCAUGUGGGAUGAAGACCUUGGGGUUGAACAUUUUAAUGCAGAAGAAUACCUAAAACUGGUGAGGAAGCAUGGCUUGGAGAUUUCACAGCCUGCCUUGGAAGCCCCUAAAGAUUCUAAAGGAAGGGUGUGUUGGAAUAUGACAAAAAGAAGAGAUGAUAGUGAAAUUCACAAAAAAGCAGAGGAGAGACCAGGAAAGUGUAAGUACCCCCUUCUGCCUCCUUGUGCAGCGUUUGUUGAGAUUAUGGCUCCGGUGUUUUCACGAAACGCAUGGCGCUGUGUAUGGCAUAUGAUUCAGAAUGAAUUUGUUCAUGGGUGGGGUCUUGAUUUUGCUUUCAGAAAAUGUGUUGAGCCUGCCCAUGAGAAGAUUGGAGUAGUUGAUGCUCAGUGGAUUGUUCACCAAGGAAUUCCCUCACUAGGGAAUCAGGGAGAAGCACAAACUGGCAAACCUCCAUGGCGGGCGGUGAAGGAGAGGUGUGGCAUGGAGUGGAGGAUGUUCCAGGGUAGGUUGACGAACGCAGAAAGGGGUUAUUACAAAUCCAAGGGAAUUGAUUUUUCUAAUUUGCUCGUUCAUAAUUAG